This is a messenger RNA of Chara braunii, 1121 nucleotides long. NCBI's taxonomy places the organism in Eukaryota, Viridiplantae, Streptophyta, Charophyceae, Charales, Characeae. The record is from the annotation of a GenBank genome assembly.
GGAGUCCAGAAAUAGGACGGGUUCGAAGUAGAACGGGUUCUUUCGAUCGUGGUUCCCAUCGGACAGUGGGAUGCGCUGUUUGGAGGUUGGGAAGAGAUGCCAUCAUGCAGGUGGGAAGCUGCGCCAUAGCUGAGGUCGCGGCAAAGCUGGAAAGCAGCGCUGAAGCAUGGGCUUUCAAGCUGAGGUCGCGGCGAAGCUGGAAAGCAGCGCUGGCGACUGAGAGCUUGUGUGUGCGAAAGGGAGUUCCAGACAUUAAGGUCUUUCUGGGUAGAAGUCCGACAGACCCAAGCCGCCCCAGAACUUGUGCUACGCUCAAGAAGCCAAACCUGGGGUUCCCUUUGGCGGACAAAGUCACCAAACCUUUCCAGGAGCUGUUGUAUGUGGCAGCGCAGCUGAUCGAGGUCAGCCCUCAAAAGCUCUACUCUGUGAUCGUAGGCAUUGAAAAGGACUUGAACUCUGCUGGCCAAAAUGAGGGAGAAGGCCACAAAGAGCAGAAUCUCGUGAGACUCGGCUGGAGAGGAUCUGCCGACGAUCAUUCCGAUGCGGAUGUGGAAGCAGAUGUGGAAUCGGAGCGUGGCGCAAAAGAGGCCAACAAAGCAACAGAGUUUAGGGUGAAGCAGGAAGAGGAUGUUGAUGAAGGAGGUGGUCUUGAGGCAAUCAACACACAGAAUUCUUUUCCACAUUUCCGCUAUUGAACCCAUGUAAUGGAUGUCCUUCCAGGGACCUUGUCCCAUAUGCACCGUUGAGUGGACCUAUCUCAAUGGUGUGACGGCUGAAACUGCUUUUUUUUAAUUCUUUUCAAAUUCAGAAAUGCAUUAAAAAAAUCCGCGUGAGAUACAAUGCAUUCUUUUUUUUUUCUUUCCCACAAUUGGAGUGGCAUACGUGACGCCCGAAGAGUCGCUCCGAUCCUAUGAAGAGUUGCCCUAUUCCCGUAGUUGACGGAUAUGUGGUCCUUCAAAGGUCGCACCAAAUUGCCCGUAGUUCACGCAUAUUCGGUCCUUCAAAAGUCGCAGGAAAAAAGCGAAGUACAAGCGACAUCACAGAUUUCUCAAAACAUAAUAGAAUAACAUUAAACAAAAAAAAAAACUCCAGGGGCGAGGUCCCACUAGCAACGGGAUAGG